AGGAAGAGGAACCGCGGGUUUGUUCUGUGCCAGUUACAGCUGGAAUUUCAUAUUGUUUUAUGGUGCGUGUGACACCCCACCCACAUGAUGGGCAUGUGGGUGGGGUGUCAGUAACACUCUUUUAACAGUCCGCUCCUGUUGAGGCCAGUUUUAGUUUUCUUUGCGCUGAAGGCAAUUUGGCUUUUAAUGAUGGAGGAAGAAGUCAAUUAUUCCACAAUGGUUUUCAAAACUGGUGCUUCACUAACAAAAGAAAAAAUCCCGGACUCAACCAUUUAUUCUGAAGUUAAAUCUAAAGCGCCUGCUGGUCCUCCUCCUGCACCUGAAAAAAACGAGGACCCAGCCAUUUAUUCUGAAGUUAAAUCUAAAGCGCCAGCUGGUCCUCCUCCUGCACCUGAAGCAGAAGGCAAAGCAGCUGCAUGCUCCAAUUUCCGUCUACUGCUGGCAUGUUUGGAGAUCCUUUGUGUCCUCCUGCUGGUGGGCAUCAUCGCCAUCAUCUACAUGAGUUUGCUAUUUAAGGUACAGGCAGCAAACCUCAGUAACCUCACAGCAGAACAUCAGCAGUUGGCCAUGGAGAAGGAAAUCUCAGACAAUAAAACUCGGGAGCUGAGAAGACAGAGAGACAAUCUCAACUGCACGCUGGAAGUCAUCCUGAAGUUUGAUAACUUUCCAGUAAAAGAUUACUGUCCUAAUAAACAGUGCCAGCCAUGCCGCAGUGGCUGGAUCCUAUUUAAGAACAAGUGCUACCUGUUUUACAAUGAGAACGCCCCCUGGAAAACUUGGGAGGAAAGCCGAGUGUAUUGCAAAGGCAAAGCUGCAGAUCUGGUUGUUGUUGACGAUCUCAAAGAGCAGGAAUUUCUCAGUAGUCACAUAAAAUCUUACUUUAGUAAAGACCACGGAUACUUUAUUGGGUUACAGAAGACAGCAAAUAACUGGGUCUGGAUUGAUGGACACAAUGACACGCUGAGUUACUGGAUGAAGGAGCUGUCAGACACUUCAGUCUCAUAUGUGCUGAUCAUCCCUGGGACGAAUGCCACAAAAAGCUGGGUCAAAGCGAACGGUCACUUUCAGAACAAAUUCAUCUGUGAGAUAGACGCCCUGCUUUUGUCCACUUAGUUCCAGCUGCCGUUCUCUGUGUGCUCUUCCACGUUGCCAUCCAUGCUCCAGAUACUGUCUGCAUUAUUCGUUUCUCAUCUUUAUAAUGGAGGAUGGAGAACUUGUAGUUUUUCAGCUGCUGCAACUAUUUAUGAAAACAGACUUUGAGCAGACCAGUGUGUGUGUCGCCAAAAGGCAGAAAUAAUGCAACACUGUACUUUUACACCGCACAACAUUGCAUGUAUUGAUUACAUAAUUCAUGUUGCAAGUUCCAUCCCGUGUCAACCUCAACGCUGUCUCCAUCUGUCUCUGUUGUAAAGUGACGGAGGUUCAAGGAAAAGUUGAAAGUUCAACUUUUGGGGUUUUGUUAAUCAUCUAUUUAAAAUAACAGCGUGAUGCAGAUGUUUUAAAGCCCUUUUUGAUGGAAAGACAGUCACUGCACUUCACAUGUUCAGCAGGCAUAUUUAUCUUUUUAACUUUUUGAUUCAUCUAGGAAGAAAUUUGAGAUACAGUAACACUUUAAGGAUUUUUCUGAGCCACCGUAGCAAUGACAAAGGGUCGAGUCAACAAGAUUUUUCGACCGUUUUGUUAUUUUUAAUAGUGAAGUGAGGAUAGUGUUCAGCAUCUGAACACUCACUGAGCUGUCAGUUUAAAGAAACAUUUAAAUCACAACCAACACUGAUGUUGAAACUCAGGUAAAUGAAGGUCGAACAUAUAUUUAAUUAAUGAAAUGAUCCAAAAGAUCAUAAAAAGACACAUUUAUUCUACUAUUCAGUUUUUUAAUCUUUGGUGACUCGAACCAAGAUAUUUGGUUGGAAUUGAAGGCAAAAGGGUCAUUUAUUGUUGUUACCAUGGACGCAUUCUUCUCACAUCUUGAUUAAAGGAACAGUUCACCCAAAAAUCUUUUCCCCCUCUGGCCUGUAGUGCUAUUUAUCCAUCUGGGUUAGAGUUGCCAGGUUUUCCAGAUAUCCACUGAAGACACAUCUGCUUUCUCUUAAAUACAGUGGGAGUACAUGUGACUCACCUUGUGGUGCUGAAAAACAUUUGAAAAACUCAGCAGUAAUAUCUCUUUUUAGAGAUCACUCGUGGUUACUCAAGAAGGGAAACAAAUUCCUUGUUUAGGCGUUUUAACGUAGGAACUAUUUUAUUUUCUAUCAUCUUCACAAAAAAGCUUACAGCUAAUCAACAUUACAGCUCAGGAAACAAGAAUCUCAUCAAAGUUUACAUCUGUCACAAGUGUGUGCGUCUUGUCCCAGGAACACGCUGACACACCUGUCAGGUGACUAAAACUCUGCAAAUGAUCUACGCACAUGAAUAUUUUCUAAUUCCUACAAAAGAUACAAACAUGUUGUAUAUUUGUUUACUUUGUUGUUUAAAAUGUUUAUUUACGCAAAGACAAUUUUAAAUAAAAGAAUCAAAAGUA
This is a messenger RNA of Maylandia zebra (zebra mbuna), 2515 nucleotides long. RefSeq lists its product as uncharacterized. Lineage: Eukaryota; Metazoa; Chordata; Actinopteri; Cichliformes; Cichlidae. The record is from RefSeq and is a predicted model, not a curated record.